AUGGGUCGCGUUCGUACCAAGACCGUGAAGAAGUCCGCCAAGGUAAUUAUCGAGAGAUAUUACCCCAAGUUGACCCUCGAUUUCGAGACCAACAAGAGAAUCUGCGAUGAGAUCGCCAUCAUUGCUUCCAAGCGUCUUCGCAACAAGAUUGCUGGUUACACUACCCAUUUGAUGAAGCGUAUUCAACGUGGUCCUGUUCGUGGUAUCUCCUUCAAGCUUCAAGAAGAGGAGCGUGAGCGAAAGGAUCAAUACGUCCCCGAGAUCUCUGCUCUCGACUUCAGCCAAACCGAGACUGGACAACUCGAGGUCGAUACCGAUACAAAGGAUCUCCUCAAGAGCCUUGGUUUCGAUUCCGUCCCCGUUACCGUUGUCGCAGUCUCACAACAACAAACCGUCGAGAGACCACGCCGAAACUUCAACGACCGCCCACCACGAAAUUAGGUUCUCUAUUUGCAGAAAAGCGUGCGUUAGGGAUGGAUUGGCUCGGAUCUGGUUGCUUCUGGGCGUCUUGCUGGCUGGUAUUGCAUACUAGAUCAAUGUGAGGUGUUUCUCCCACACAGGUGUCGCUGAUUCUCCUUGGAGAUGAUGCUUGAUUGCCAUUUUCCUAUUUCUUCGUGUAUGGUGAACCUUUGAUCUUGUUAGUUUGACGACCUACCGUAUGCCCAUUCGUCCAUCGGCGCCAAUCACUGAUGAAGCUCUCUGUUCGUAUAGGGCUGGAGGUUGCUAAUCCUUGCGACUAUCUCGACAAACGUUGUUUUCAUUGGAAAGACACCCAAGGUAAGUUUCAGGAUAUUCUCGUGAAAAUCAUGGACGUAAAUUGGAUAUCUAAAGUUUAUGCCAAAUGAACUUUUCCACCCCU
This is a messenger RNA of Mollisia scopiformis, 859 nucleotides long. Its product is annotated as putative 40S ribosomal protein S17. Gene Ontology annotation, molecular function: structural constituent of ribosome. The transcript has 3 exons. Gene Ontology annotation, cellular component: ribosome. The record is from RefSeq and is a predicted model, not a curated record. Gene Ontology annotation, biological process: translation. NCBI's taxonomy places the organism in Eukaryota, Fungi, Ascomycota, Leotiomycetes, Helotiales, Mollisiaceae. Bases 1 to 441 code for a protein of 146 amino acids.